AUAAUGUUUGGCCAGCAGGUGUCCGAUAUCCUGGGUUAAGUAUCAUAAGCCUAAUCAAUAGAAUGACUUCUACAGAUAAAUGUAAGAAUUGUAAUUAUUCAUAUUAACAUGUUUUGUUAGCUUUUAAUCUAAUAAUGAAAAUAUGGUACUGGAUUUGUAUUAUUUGAUUAUGAUUCACACAUAAAACUGCUUAAUUCAUUUUAUCGCUCAAUUUUUUCAGCAACGGAAAAGCAUCUCCAUAUGAUGUGGAGAGAUAGUGCUUGGAUACCAAUGCUAAAUCCCUCAAAUAUUUUGGAAUAUUUUGCAAACAGUCCUUUCUACGAUCGAGAAUGUAAUAACGAAAUAAUAAAGAUGCAGAGGCUAAAUCCAGACCAACUUCUGAAUAUGACCGGAAUAGAAUAUUUUUUGUUACACAUUCAGGCACCCAUUCUUUACGUUAUCCGAAAGGGUAAUAGGCAGUCUUCAUCUCACAUUAAUACUAUAUGCGACUACUACAUCAUAAACGGUUCAGUGUAUCAAGCUCCCGACUUGUGUUCAAUAGUUAAUUCAAGAUUGUUGAAUUCAACGCACAGCUUGUUAUCAGCAUUUGAAGAAGUAAAAUCAUAUUCUCGUUAUCAUCCGUCUGUGGGAUAUUGGUGGCAAUUUAAAAAUGACACAAGCCAGUCAUUAAAGAAAAAAUUAGCUAAAAAUAAUGACCCAGUUGGAUCUUUUUUUCAAAGACAAAAAGUAGACGCCUUACUGACUGAACACGCCAAAAAAUUCCCUAUUAAAGCUAGAUCUCAGAAUGAAAAUAUUCAAAAUGAUACAGCUCAGAUUGACAAGAAAAGUCAAGAUCAUGGUAAACCGCAAACUAGUGAUCCCUCAAUGCCACCCCCUGGUAAGAAACCGAAAAUAGCCCAUUAA
Molecule: messenger RNA, 903 nt
Organism: Dimorphilus gyrociliatus
Lineage: Eukaryota; Metazoa; Annelida; Polychaeta; Dinophilidae
Source: the annotation of a GenBank genome assembly